CUCGGAGGCGCUCUGUUAGAACGCACAGGGUGGAGAAUGGAGCCAUGGGGGCAGGGCGGAAUGGACUGCCGUAGACUGCCACCGCGUCGUCGCUGUCCAUGCGCGCGGAGCCGGCUUCUCGCAAGCGGGGCUCGGUGGGAAUGGCCGUGCGUGAUCGCAGCCCUCAAGAGAUUGCAGAGCAGCGAGCCGAGAAAUUGUUUCGCCGGCGUGGAAGACAACGCCGUGGUCGCCGAUGGAUUAUCGAGCGAGCUUGCUCUGCGGAAUCACCAGUGCCCGGACAUGGGGGCUGUCAAGCCCUGCGACCUUGAGCAAGAUCAGCAAGACGUGCGAGGAUAUGAGAUUACUUCCCUAGUAUUCACGACGAGCUGGGGCAACUGUGUUUGACUGGGAUUCCGCGUGCGAAGAUAUACGACAUGGCUCUGGUGUGCAAGAAGUGGAAGGCGCAUCUGCUGCACCCGGAGCUGUACAAGGCUCGAAGGCUGCAAUCCGUUCGCGAAGAUUGGGUGAUUAUUUUAGGAGUGACGAAUGUCGAUAAGAAAUGGCGGGCGUAUCGACCCACCGUGAACGAUUGGGUGGUGAUACCACCGUGCCCUAGCGAUUUCGUGGUUCACACGUGCGACAAGGAGAGCAUGGUGGCCGGGCUGAACUUGAUGGUCCUAGGGCAAGGCGGAGAUGGAUACGUAGUGUGGAGAUUCGACACCAUCAGGAGUGCGUGGUCGACGACUCCGAAAAUGCAUACUGAUCGGUGUCUAUUCGGCUCGGCCAGCUUCGGACAAUUUGCCUACUUCGCCGGAGGUACGAGUCGAAGGAGUCUUCUGAAGUCGGUCGAGAGGUACAACUCCGAAGCCGACUCAUGCUGCCUGACAUGAACACGGAGAGGAAGUGCUGCUCGGAAUUUGUGAUGGACGGCAAGUUCCACGUCAUUGGCAGUCAACAACAGUCGAUCAUACUCAACUCGGGAGAGGUGUAUGACCCGGCGAUGAAAACCUGGAAUCUAAUUGAGGACAUGUGGCCGAAGAAGUUCGUCCCGAGCACCCAAGUCGCGCCACCUUUGGUCGCCGUCCUGAACAAUCAGCUGUAUGGCAUCAACAUCAUCGAGAACAUGUUGAUGUCCUACGACAAGGAGAAGAACCAGUGGCAACUCCUGGAGAAGGUUCCUCAUCGGGCCGAGAACACCAAUGGUUGGGGCCUGGGCUUCAAAGCCGUGGGCGACGAGUUGUUCGUGAACGGCGGUGCGCGAGGGGUCGGCCUGUUUUUACCACAGAUUCAUGCAUACAGUCCGAAGGCGGAAGGCAGUGAGAGAUGGAGCAUCAUCGGAGUCGCGAGAGAAAGGAGGUCCAUACCUUCCUCUUUAUUUGUGGGGAUUCAUGCUGGUUUUGUCACUCGGGAUGAUGGCUAUUUAUCCCGUUCUCAUUGCCCGACUGUUUAACAAGUUCACUCCACUGCCCGAAGGAGAGCUGAGGGCAAAAAUCGAAAAGCUGGCGUCAUUACUAAAGUUUCCCUUGAAGAAGCUGUUUGUCAUUGACGGAUCCACAAGAUCUAGCCAUAGCAAUGCAUACAUGUAUGGAUUUUUCAACAGCAAGCGCAUUGUGCUUUAUGAUACACUUAUAUAACAGUGUAAGGAGGAAGAGGUCGUAGCAGUUCUCGCACAUGAACUUGGCCACUGGCAGCUUAGUCAUACCAUGUAUUCCUUUGUAGCCAUGCAGGUUCUUACGCUGUUGCAAUUCGGCGGUUAUACAUUAGUUCGCAAUUCAACUGAUCUUUUCCGAAGUUUUGGUUUCUCAACCCAGCCUGUUCUUAUUGGCCUCGUGUUAUUCCAGCAUACAAUCAUGCCCUUGCAACAUCUUGUUAGCUUUGGCCUCAACCUGGUCAGCAGGGCAUUCGAGUUUCAGGCCGAUGCAUUCGCAAGGAAGCUUGGUUACGCAGAUUCUUUGCGAGGCCUCAUCAAGUUACAAGAGGAAAGCCUUUCAGCAAUGAACACAAAUCCCUGGUACUCAGCAUAUCACUACUCUCAUCCACCGCUUGUCGAACUGCUCCAGGCUCUUGACAAGUACACAAAGAAGGACGAAUGAUGGAAUCACGUCUGGAGAGGAAGCACCAGAGUUGUAGCGUCAGCUGUUAGAGCUUCAUUUGAAAUCGUCCAGCGGACAUAUGUACACAAGAGAAAAUGUUUUGGAAUUGUGCACGGAUAACAGGGAUCUGGUGACUUCACCAGAGUAUAUCAUAUGAGUAAAACAUCACACCUUAGGCUGCUUGGGACUUUGGUAGGUGGCUUUACCUCAUUGGUAAGAUGGGUCAGCAGUUCUUGUUCAAGGGAGAGCUGUGAUCAAUGAUCUUGUCUUGAACUUGUCAACACGAAGCUGCACUUUCGCACUUGUUCC
Molecule: messenger RNA, 2381 nt
Organism: Marchantia polymorpha subsp. ruderalis
Lineage: Eukaryota; Viridiplantae; Streptophyta; Marchantiopsida; Marchantiales; Marchantiaceae
Source: the annotation of a GenBank genome assembly